Messenger RNA from Perognathus longimembris pacificus (Pacific pocket mouse), 3653 nucleotides. It is a transcript of the gene Glcci1, whose product is annotated as glucocorticoid induced 1. The record is from RefSeq and is a predicted model, not a curated record. NCBI's taxonomy places the organism in Eukaryota, Metazoa, Chordata, Mammalia, Rodentia, Heteromyidae. Gene Ontology annotation, cellular component: cytoplasm. The transcript has 9 exons. The coding region runs from base 329 to 1972 and encodes 547 amino acids.
GAGCGGCCCCGGAGCUGCGGGAUCCGGGCCAGUGCCCUGACAGCGCGAUGCCCGGGGCAGCAGCGGCGGCUCCGGGCUCCUCGCGGUCCCGGCCGUGACUGCCACGCCGAGCCCAGCAGGGCGGUUGGGGCCGUUGGACGUUCCCCUCCCCCUCGCCGAGCCGACGGGGGUGCGAGUUGGGCCGGGGGAGCCCCGAGACUCCUCCCUCCCGGCCUCCGCCUCCCCGUACACACCCGCACGCGCUCGCGCCGGCUCCCACACGCUCGCUCGCGCGCCUCGGGGUCGGCCGGCGGCGGCGGCGGCGGCGUCCAGGGCCCGCGGAGCCACCAUGUCCACCGCCUCCUCCUCCUCUAGUUCCUCUCAGACCCCUCACCCCGCGCCGCAGAGGAUGCGGCGCAGCGCCGCGGCUUCCCCGCCGGCCACCGCCGGGAGCGCGAACGCUGCGGGUGCCGGCGGCGCGAGCUGCGUCCCGGCCGCGGGAGCCGGCCGGCUGCUGCAACCCAUCCGCGCCACGGUGCCCUACCAGCUCCUGCGGGGCAGCCAGCACAGCCCCACGCGCUCGCCCGCCGCCGCCGCGGCAGCCGGGCCCGCCGCCGCCCCGCUGGGUAGCCUCCCGGGGCCCGCCGCGGCCCGCGGCCCCAGCCCGCCCAGCCCGACGCCGCCGCCGGCCACAGCCCCGACCGAGCCGGCGCCGCGAGCCAAGGGCCGCCCGAGACGGUCCCCGGAGAGCCACCGGAGGAGCAGCUCACCUGAGAGACGGAGCCCCGGCUCGCCCGUGUGCAGAGUGGACAGGCCAAAAUCUCAGCAAGUUCGGACUUCUAGUACAAUAAGGCGAACUUCUUCUUUGGAUGCGAUAACAGGACCUUACCUCACAGGACAGUGGCCACGAGAUCCCCAUGUUCACUACCCUUCAUGCAUGAAAGAUAAAGCGACUCAGACACCUAGCUGUUGGGCAGAAGAGGGAGCAGAGAAAAGGUCACAUCAGCGUUCUGCAUCAUGGGGAAGUGCUGAUCAACUAAAAGAGCAGAUUGCCAAACUGAGGCAGCAGCUGCAGCGCAGUAAGCAGAGCAGUCGUCAUAGUAAGGAAAAGGACCGGCAGUCACCUCUCCAUGGAAACCACAUAACAAUCAGUCAUACUCAGGCUACUGGAUCAAGAUCAGUCCCUAUGCCACUGUCAAAUAUGUCUGUGCCAAAAUCAUCUGCUUCACGUGUGCCCUGCAAUGUAGAAGGAAUAAGUCCAGAAUUGGAAAAGGUAUUCAUUAAAGAAAAUAAUGGGAAGGAAGAAGUGUCGAAGCCUUUGGAUAUUCCAGAUGGUCGAAGAGCUCCACUCCCUGCUCACUACCGGAGCAGUAGCACUCGCAGCAUAGACACCCAGACUCCUUCUGUCCAAGAGCGCAGCAGUAGUUGCAGCAGUCAUUCACCCUGUGUGUCCCCCUUUUGUCCUCCUGAAUCCCAGGAUGGUAGUCCUUGCUCAGCAGAAGAUUUGCUCUAUGAUCGUGAUAAAGACAGUGGGAGUAGCUCACCGUUACCCAAGUAUGCUUCAUCUCCCAAACCAAACAACAGCUACAUGUUCAAACGGGAGCCCCCCGAGGGAUGUGAGCGAGUGAAGGUCUUUGAGGAAAUGGCGUCUCGUCAGCCUAUCUCGGCCCCUCUCUUUUCAUGUCCUGACAAAAACAAGGUUAAUUUCAUCCCAACUGGGUCAGCUUUCUGUCCUGUAAAACUUCUAGGCCCUCUCUUACCUGCCUCCGACUUGAUGCUCAAGAACUCUCCUAACUCUGGCCAGAGCUCAGCUCUGGCGACUCUGACCGUUGAACAGCUCUCAUCCCGGGUUUCCUUCACAUCUCUUUCUGAUGAUACCAGCACAGCAGGCUCCCCAGAGGCUUCUGUCCAACAGCCAUCCCAGCAGCAGCAGCUCCUUCAGGACACACAGGCUGAGGAACACAUCUCCGCUCAGAACUACGUGAUCAUAUAAAGAGGGGGAGCCGGCCUCCACCCAUAUACCAUGAAUGAGAACAAGAUCUCAGACAUCUAUCUGCAUGGAGCGAUGAACUUUCUCAACACACCAACACAAACUUAGCAUUAUAAUGUAUCUCUCAACACUGAUCUUGGCAGGGACGGAACUCCUUUUCAGCAGUUUUUGUGGAAAGCAGUAAUGCAAAAUGUGUGUGUCAUUCAGCAUUUUAAGUGGAGACUAUGCAUUUCAUUGUAUGUUGGACAGAUUAGUACUGUGUCCUUGUUUUGUUCCAAAUUCUUCAGUAUAAAUAAGCUCUAUAUCAAAAGUUGCCUGUCUAAAUAGAAAAUGUCUUGCUGUGUUUUGUCCUAUGGAAAAUACUGUACUUCAGGAUUAUGUUUACAAUUGAUCCAGGUGUUUGUUUCUAACUUCUGUAAUACAUACAAUGCAAAAAAAAAAAAAAAAGAAAAUGGCCACAACAGUUGCACAGUGCCCACCCUAUGGCCUCGCUUCAGGUACUUCAGUUGAAGUCUAAACUCAGGUAACUUGGAAUGUAUAUCAUAUUGGGAUACUAAAUAUUUCACAGCUAAAAAGCUAAAGAGGGAACAUCACUCUUUUGCCUUUCCUUAUUUUAUGCAUUUCCCUUUCCUCAUUACAUUCCACAUUCUUAGAAUUAGAAGUGCGUGCAUUCAACUCUAGGAGAAUGAUAGCCCUGGACAUGGGUGAAUGUGAGAAGAACCAGCAAGUCUGUGGUAUGUGACAUCACUUUGUCAUGUGGUUACCAGUAAAACAACUGUUGUAUUCAACUGUUUCAUCAUGUGUAUUUGUGGCUUUUUUAGAAGUUCAGGUGUUGCUCAGUUAAUGACUGUUACAAUGUUGCAAAUGAAGUGUUGAGUACUAGACUGUACAUGAACAUUCCAUAUAGUGUGUGAUGGAAUUUAAAGACAAGAAUAUCUAGGGUUUAAUUUCCAAAUGAGCGAGGUUGACAGGGGGAUGGUUGAGGUUUUUCUUGUUGAGAUUAGACAUCAGAUCAUUGCUCCCAUUUUUAUCUAAGGGCAUAUUUAUAGUUUCUCCUUGAGAUGGACAUCUUAAUUUUCAGGUUAAAAAGUGAGCUACUUUUGUUUUCCUCAAUCUGUUUGUAUGCAUGAGUUUUUAUCACAUAGAAUUCAUAGGUCUCAGAAUUGAUACAGCAUAUGUGAAUAAGCUGGUUGGUGACUUGCAAAAGCAAUAGUUUGACGUCUCAUUUAAGCCUCACAUCAUGAAUAGUUCUAUUAAGAUUUUGGAUGUGUGAGGUAGAGUAUAAAUGCAAGUGAAUACCCUUGAACUUGAAGACUGACAUAAGUUCUCCACAAAGUGCGAAGAGAGCCCUAGAUAUUCCUGAUUGGUCAGUGUAGAGAGCCUGGCUUUCAGGCUUAGAGAGUAUCCAAAAGUAAAGGGACGCUUAUUAGAUACUCAGAGAGUAUCUAUGGCACAGAGAGUAUCCAACAGUAAAGGGAAGCUUUUGUAUUUAUAUUCCAUUGUUUUCAGCAAAACGUAGAGUUGUCUCAUUUGUAUCUAAAGUGUAUGCCGCAAUACUUCCUUAUAAAUUGAGGGAACAAGAUGCCUAUAGUUAAAGGAAUGCUUAAUUCCCUUCAAUCAUUCCUGGGUUUUCUUUGUUUUGUCUAUCUUCUAAGGAGGAUAGAGAAGGAUAAGGGUGAUAGAG